Dama dama (fallow deer) is the source of this 1567-nucleotide messenger RNA. Its product is annotated as CCHC-type zinc finger nucleic acid binding protein-like. Lineage: Eukaryota; Metazoa; Chordata; Mammalia; Artiodactyla; Cervidae. Gene Ontology annotation, cellular component: cytoplasm. Gene Ontology annotation, molecular function: zinc ion binding; translation regulator activity; single-stranded RNA binding. The transcript is spliced from 2 exons. The coding region runs from base 1 to 678 and encodes 225 amino acids. Gene Ontology annotation, biological process: positive regulation of cytoplasmic translation. The record is from RefSeq and is a predicted model, not a curated record.
AUGAAGAAAAAGGACCUCAGGUUAAUCAGGGCAACACCUGCAAUUCAGAUGUUGAGAAUCUCGGAGGGGACAAGACACACUGCAGGCAGACCCGCGUGUGGCGCAGGCAGGGACCCUGAAAAUAAACAGCCGCCGCUUCGCGAGCCGUCCUCCGGGUCUGCGCCUGAGUCUCGGCCGCUGCGGGCCGCUGCGGGCGCGGAAGAUCUGACUGCAGCCCUGAGCAGCAAUGAGUGCUUCAAGUGUGGACGGUCUGGCCACUGGGCCCGGGAGUGCCCCGCUGGCGGGGGCCGCGGUCGUGGGAUGAGAAGCCGCGGCAGAGGUGGUUUUACCUCGGAUAGAGGUUUCCAGUUUGUUUCCUCGUCUCUUCCAGACAUCUGUUAUCGCUGUGGUGAGUCUGGUCACCUUGCCAAGGACUGUGACCUUCAGGAGGAUGCCUGCUAUAACUGCGGCCGAGGCGGCCACCUGGCCCGCGAUUGCGACCACGCGGACGAGCAGAAGUGCUACUCCUGCGGCGAGUUUGGGCACAUUCAGAAAGACUGUACCAAAGUGAAGUGCUACAGGUGUGGCGAGACUGGUCACGUAGCCAUCAACUGCAGCAAGACGAGUGAAGUCAACUGUUACCGCUGUGGCGAGUCGGGGCACCAGGCGCGGGAAUGCACGAUCGAGGCCACGGCUUAAUUACUUUCCUUUGUCGCCCCUCCUUUUCUGAUUGAUGGUUGUAUUAUUUUCUCUGAAUCCUCUUCACUGGCCAAAGGUUGGCAGAUAGAGGCUACUCCCAGGCCAGUGAGCUUUACUUGCCGUGUAAAAGGAGGAAAGGGGUGGAAAAAAAAUCGACUUUCUGCAUUUAACUACAAAAAAAAGUUUAUGUUUAGUUUGGUAGAGGUGUUAAUGUAUAAUGCUUUGUUAAAGAACCACCUUUCCGCGCCACUGGUGAAUAGGGAUUGAUGAAUGGGAAGAGUUGAGUCAGACCAGGAAGCCCGUUCUGGGUUUCUCGAAUAUGUUCCCAUGUAGGAGGUAAAACCAAUCCUGGAAGUGUCUGUGAGCUUCCAUAAAUAACUUUAAUUUUAGCAUAAUGACUGCCUUGGAUUGUCUGACCUCAGUAGCUAUUAAAUAACAUCAAGUAACAUCUGUAUCAGGCCCUACAUAGAACAUACAGUUGAGUGGGAGUAAACAAAAUAAAAAGACAAACAUGCGUGUUAAUGGUUGUGCGAGAACACUCAGGAUAAAAGCCUGAGCAGGAACAACCUCACCACAGCGUCGAUGCUGGGUAAAUAUGGUGAUGGCAAUGGUGUAGAACACACGUUUUCAAAGACUAAAUCUAAAACCCAGAGUAAAACAUCUAUGCUCAGAGUUAGCAUAAUUUGGAGCUAUUCAGGAAUUGCAGAGAAAUGCAUUUUCACAGAAAUCAAGAUGUUAUUUUUGUAUACUAUAUCACUUAGACAACUGUGUUUCAUUUGCUGUAAUCAGUUUUUAAAAGUCAGAUGGAAAAAGCAACUGAAGUCCUAGAAAAUAGAAAUGUAAUUUUAAACUAUCCAAUAAAGCUGGAGGAGGAAGGGGGAAAAAAAAA